Neoarthrinium moseri is the source of this 399-nucleotide messenger RNA. RefSeq lists its product as uncharacterized. The record is from RefSeq and is a predicted model, not a curated record. The transcript has a single exon. The coding region runs from base 1 to 399 and encodes 132 amino acids. Lineage: Eukaryota; Fungi; Ascomycota; Sordariomycetes; Amphisphaeriales; Apiosporaceae.
AUGAUCGAGUCUGUGCAGUCCCUGGUACGCAAUAUUCUGCACCCCAAGCAGGCUCGGCAUCAUCGGCAGCUGGAACAGGAGCUGGUCCAACUCGCGAACCCCAAGAAUGACAGCGAACGUGAGAAGCUAUUUUCUCUGCUUCGUGGCGAGGUUUGCAACAUCGUGGAGAGGAUAGAGUCCCUCGAAUACAAUGAGCCGAAGGAUGUAAAGCACCAGCUGCGAGAUUGCAUGUGUUGUGCGACAGACGUGGAAGUUUUGAUCAGGAAGAUUGUUAGGGCUACUAAAGACCAAGACGUGAAGGUCGGGUUGGAGAAACAGAUGAACAGGCUGCGCGUUUGCGUAUACCCAGAGAUCCAGAGAGUGAAAAAGCUGCUGGUCCCCAAUGUUGACGAUGCUUAA